GGGACGGGCAGUCGGGCAGGAACUGGCAGUGCACUGACAGUCGGACAUUUGCUUUGCCUCUGAUCACUGGGAGACUUGGCUGCGUGACUUGGAGAGAGGAGAACCAUGGGGGAGUCCUGGUUAUGGGGUCUGGAUGGGUGCACGGUGACCCUCACUCUUGUUGCAGGGUUCCUGGGUCUUCUCUACUGGUACUCUGUGUCUGCAUUCUGGCAGCUGGAGAAAGCUGGGAUAAAGCACCCGAAGCCUCUGCCGUUCAUUGGUAACAUCAUGCUCUUCCAAAAGGGAUUUUGGGAAGGGGACAGACAUCUCCUGAAAACAUAUGGUCCCAUUUGUGGAUAUUAUAUGGGACGGCGCCCAAUGAUUGUCAUCGCUGAACCAGAUGCCAUUAAACAGGUUCUGCAGAAAGACUUUGUUAACUUCACUAACCGGAUGAGACUGAACUUGGUGACCAAGCCGAUGAGUGACAGCCUGCUGUGCCUUAGGGACGACAAGUGGAAGCGCGUGCGCAGUGUGCUCACUCCCUCAUUCAGCGCUGCACGAAUGAAAGAGAUGUGCCCCCUAAUUAACCAGUGUUGCGAUGUCUUAGUGGAGAAUCUGAUGGAGUAUGCCAGUUCUGGAGAGGCAUGCAAUGUGCAAAGGUGCUAUGCCUGCUUUACUAUGGAUGUUGUGGCCAGCGUGGCAUUCGGCACUCAGGUGGAUUCUCAGAGAGACUCCGACCACCCCUUGGUGCAGAACUGCAAAAGAUUUCUUGAGUUAUUUACCCCUUUUAAACCUGUGGUCCUGCUAUGCUUGGCGUUUCCGUCUAUCAUGAUCCCCAUCGCCCGCCGGCUUCCCAAUAAACACCGUGACCGAAUAAACAGCUUCUUCCUCAAGGUCAUUAGGGACAUCAUCGCUUUCCGAGAGAAUCAGCCGCCUAACGAGAGACGCCGGGACUUCCUGCAGCUCAUGUUGGAUGCCCGUGACUCAGCCGGCCAUGUUUCAGUGGAUCACUUCGACAUAGUCAACCAAGCAGAUCUCUCCGUACCACAGAACCAGGACCGGGGUCAGGAUCCACCCAGGAAAUCCACCCAGAAAACACUGAACGAGGAGGAGAUCCUGGGCCAAGCCUUCAUCUUCCUCAUCGCUGGAUACGAGACCACUUGCAGCCUUCUGUCCUUCGCCUCCUACCUGUUGGCCACCCACCCAGACUGCCAGGAGAAGCUGCUCAAGGAGGUGGAUGAGUUUAGCCAAGAGCAUGAAGAAGCAGAUUACAAUACGGUGCAUGACCUGCCCUAUAUGGAGAUGGUGAUCAAUGAGACCCUGCGUAUGUACCCGCCGGCAUACAGGUUUGCCAGGGAAGCCGCCCGGGAUUGCACGGUGAUGGGACUGGGUAUCCCGGCUGGCGCCGUGGUGGAGAUUCCCAUAGGGUGCUUGCAGAAUGAUCCGCGGUUUUGGCACGAGCCAGAAAAAUUUAAUCCUGAGAGAUUUACGGCAGAAGAGAAGCAGAAGCGGCACCCAUUCCUGUUCCUCCCCUUUGGGGCCGGGCCCCGUAGCUGCAUCGGGAUGAGACUCGCCUUACUGGAAGCCAAGAUCACCCUGUACCGAGUCCUGAGGAAGUUCCGCUUUCAGACAUGUGACCUUACUCAGAUCCCGCUCCAGCUCAGCGCCAUGACAACACUGAGACCUAAGGACGGCGUGUAUGUGCGGGUGGUGGCCCGUUAGCCGGUACAGUUGGCCAGGAGUGCGACUAACAACUCAUGUCUAGGGCCAAACGAAGAAGCAGGAUCUGAGCCUUUUGGGGCUCCCCACGGGUUAUUGCCCCUUUGUCAGAUACAGAAUAUCCCACUGGGUGUAACAAUUAAGCAAAUAUCAUAGUACUUGCCCUUUAAAGGGUAAAAACUGCCAUAUCUGGAAUGCCCCGUCCCCUACAGGGAGGCAAAUGGAUUCUGAUGAGGUGAAACUUUUGCUGUACUAAGCACAAUUCAGCAGGAACAGCCCCCUAAGUUUGCCCAUAGCCUGUACAGAGAGAUACCAUAAAACUAUGGCACAUAGGGAUUCCCCUGUACUAAGCACAAUUCAGCAGGAACAGCCCCCUAAGUUUGCUCAUAGCCUGUACAGAGAGAUACCAUAAAACUAUGGCACAUAGGGAUUCCCCUGUACUAAGCACAAUUCAGCAGGAACAGCCCCCUAAGUUUGCUCAUAGCCUGUACAGAGAGAUACCAUAAAACUAUGGCACAUAGGGAUUCCCCUGUACUAAGCACAAUUCAGCAGGAACAGCCCCCUAAGUUUGCCCAUAGCCUGUACAGAGAGAUACCAUAAAACUAUGGCACAUAGGGAUUCCCCUGUACUAAGCACAAUUCAGCAGGAACAGCCCCCUAAGUUUGCUCAUAGCCUGUACAGAGAGAUACCAUAAAACUAUGGCACAUAGGGACCCCCUGUACUAAGCACAAUUCAGCAGGAACAGCCCCCUAAGUUUGCUCAUAGCCUGUACAGAGAGAUACCAUAAAACUAUGGCACAUAGGGAUUCCCCUGUACUAAGCACAAUUCAGCAGGAACAGCCCCCUAAGUUUGCCCAUAGCCUGUACAGAGAGAUACCAUAAAACUAUGGCACAUAGGGAUUCCCCUGUACUAAGCACAAUUCAGCAGGAACAGCCCCCUAAGUUUGCUCAUAGCCUGUACAGAGAGAUACCAUAAAACUUGGCACAUAGGGAUUCCCCUGUACUAAGCACAAUUCAGCAGGAACAGCCCCCUAAGUUUGCUCAUAGUCUGUACAGAGAGAUACCAUAAAACUAUGGCACAUAGGGAUUCCCCUGUACUAAGCACAAUUCAGCAGGAACAGCCCCCUAAGUUUGCUCAUAGCCUGUACAGAGAGAUACCAUAAAACUAUGGCACAUAGGGAUUCCCCUGUACUAAGCACAAUUCAGCAGGAACAGCCCCCUAAGUUUUUUUUUUCUAGUGCCUUUUCAAUGGUUAUGUGAAACUGUUUGUGUUACUAACAGUAAAUACAGAAAGCUCAGUUUGUACAUUAAUAAUGUUAUGUGAAUAAAAACCUCCAUUACAGUAA
Molecule: messenger RNA, 3043 nt
Organism: Xenopus tropicalis (tropical clawed frog)
Lineage: Eukaryota; Metazoa; Chordata; Amphibia; Anura; Pipidae
Gene: tbxas1
Product: thromboxane A synthase 1
Cellular component (GO): endoplasmic reticulum membrane
Molecular function (GO): oxidoreductase activity, acting on paired donors, with incorporation or reduction of molecular oxygen; thromboxane-A synthase activity; iron ion binding
Source: RefSeq, marked provisional